Messenger RNA from Hyalella azteca, 1092 nucleotides. Its product is annotated as keratin, type I cytoskeletal 9-like. NCBI's taxonomy places the organism in Eukaryota, Metazoa, Arthropoda, Malacostraca, Amphipoda, Hyalellidae. The record is from RefSeq and is a predicted model, not a curated record. Bases 17 to 907 code for a protein of 296 amino acids. The transcript is spliced from 2 exons.
UCCAACAGCAAGCAUCAUGGAAGCUGCCAAAAUUACCGCUGUUCUCCUGCUGACACUCGGUCUGUGCGUUGGGCUGCCGACCUACCUGCUCGGUGUUGGGUCUCCACUCCAAAACAGGCCCUCCAGACCUACAGAGCACUCCGUUCCACAUGUUCCCGAAUCCCAUCGGACUCCUCCCUCUGGCGCCAAAGAUUCUUCUUUGAAUCAUACCGUGCCCGUCCCUCAACUGGUCCACGUUAACAGGCCGAGCUUCGAAUCGCAGGGAUAUGAGUCACCCGAACAGUUCGAUGAGGAUUUCUCCGCCAAGAGAUUCGGUGUUUUUGGGCGUCGACGAGUCAUUCGGGCAGUCGAACCUGAAGGCAUCGAAAUCCUCGCUGAGCAACUGAUCGCUGAAGCCGAAGGGCAACCCGCUGACGCAGAAGGACGUUUCUCUCGCGGAAGACUGGACGGAACUAGAGUAAGUUACCCGAACUACAUCGGAGGAUACGGUAACACGUACGGAGGAUACCAUGGUGAGCAACACGGUGGACCACGAGAGGGAAUAUACAAUGGACAAUACGGUGUACAAUACAGUGGUCCUCAAGGAUUACAGUACGGAGAUCCUCAAGGCGUGCAAUACGGAGGCCUUCAAGGAGUACAAUACUUUGGGCAACACGGUGGUCUGCAUGGAGGACAAGUCGGAGGUCAACAAGGAGUACAAUACUUUGGUGUACACGGUGCACAAUACGGUGGGCUAAACGGUGGUCCAUACGGUGGGCAGAUCUCGCACAGCAAACAAGAGUAUGUCUCCCACUCUCACGCCGGGUACCACCCCUACAACAACCACAAUCAAGGCUACUACGGAGGCAGUCCCAUCCUGUACGGCCCGAACUAUCCCAUUUACGGUAAUGGAGGCUAUGGCUGGUAAAAGUAUUUAUUUUGGUUCCCAUUUCCCAGCUGAGGAAUAAAAGACCGGGACCCGGUAUGAUGCACUGUGCUAGUAAUUUUCAUAGACCGUCACAGGAAAAACUACAGUAGAACAACCCAGUGGUCGUCUUGACUCUGAGGAAACUUCGUUUUUGUUUAAACUUGUGUCCCUGAAUAAACUUGUCG